UUUGUGACUAUUCUAAAUUCAAUACUUCACGUUUCGUAAAAAUACCAACAAUCGCUCAUGAGGUUACAUUUUGUUAAAACAAUGUUUUAUUCGUUAUGUAGAUAGAGAAGCUAUGUACAAAGAAACGAAUACAAUGAAAUAAAUAAAUUGUAAAAUGGUAACAGAGAUCGUUCAUACGAUUCUCUCAUUAAAGUUCGUGAAGAGUUUCUUCUGCAAAGAAAGAUCUUAUGCAAACAAAGCGAAUUUUCGAAGAAGACGAAAUGAAAUCAUCGAUGAAGCAGACAACCAGAAUAAAUCUACGAACAAUGCUAAAACACACAAGAUUAAAAACCAGUGCAAUAAAAUAAGAUUUAAAGUACCGUUAUUAGUUUCAUUCCUCGUUCUAUAUAUAUGUGUAUUUAAUGUGAUAAUUAUGUGUGAUGUUAGUGUUAAUAAUGUAAAUAUGACGACUUUAGAACACAAACAUGAUAAGUUGAAAAAUGAAAAGGGCUUAGGUUUAGUAAAGCGGCGAAACUUAGAUGAAAAAUCUCUUGAAAGUGUCGAUAAGAGUACCACGGACGAUCAAGAUGCAGACAAUGAAGAAACAUCUGACAAAUACUCUAUGAGUGAAGUACUUGAAUUGAACAAAUAUUACAGUUAUUAUAAGCAAAAAGAAAAUAAUACGGAUGAUCCUCAAUAUGCGAGUACGAUACAAGUACCGAAAAAUAUUUUCGACGACACAAGAGCUGUGGGUCGACCACACGAUUUAUCUACAAAUCCUUAUUUCGUUAAGAAAACGAAUUUCCAACUGAGACCAGAAUCUCAUCAAUUUGAUGAAAAAAUACUAAAGCUGGGAGUUUUAUUACCAGCUGAUCCGACCCAAGUAUUUUCUUUGGCUAAGGUUUUGCCGAUAGUUGAAAUGUCUGUGCCGGCUGUUACUAAGCCUGAUGGACCUUUACCGGGAUGGAAAAUACUCGUAGAUUAUAGAGAUACGAGAUGUUCGUCCGUUGAUGGCCCUCUUGCAGCAUUCGAAUUUUAUGUCAACGCGUCCGCUGAUGCCUUCAUUGGUCCUGGUUGUGAAUACGUAAUAGCGCCUGUAGCGCGAUAUGCUGGACUUUGGCGAAUACCGGUUCUUACGGCUGGAGCUCAGGCUGAAGCGUUUGGCUACAAGAUACCAAGCUACAUGUCGCUAACAAGAAUGAUGGGGAGCUAUACCCAAGCCGGGGUUGCCAUCAGAAAAGUUUUUGAGGAGUUCAAUUGGAGGAAAUUCGGUAUGCUCUACCACAACAACGAACCAUCAACUGGAAAGGGCAACAGUCCUUGCUUCAUGACCCUCAGCGCAGUCUUCACGGUCCUCCAAAAGAAAGCAGCCGACAAUACGCCGAACAUACACUUCGAUGAGAACAAUGUAACGACGACAAAAAUAAAACAGCUCUUACAAAAACUUUCACUUAGCACUCGAAUUGUGGUGGUUUGCGCCAACCCUAGCAUAGUUCGAGAGAUUAUGCUGGCAGCAGAUGAUCUCAAUAUGGUAUCCUCUGGCGAGUACGUGUUCUUCAACAUCGAGUUAUUUUCAAACUUAGCAUCAGCUUCGUCCAAAGAGCCGUGGAAGGUAGAAGGCGAUACGGAUGAAAGGAAUGAAAGAGCGAGACGCGCAUAUAGUGCUGUCCUUACCGUAACCAGUCCAGCGCCGGAGAAAAAAGAAUAUUUAGAAUUUUCGGAUCAGGUCAAACAACUGGCAGAAACGAAGUACAACUACACAUUCGGCAAGGGAGAAGUUGUCUCUACAUUCGUAGCUGCCUUUUACGAUGCUGUGCUUCUUUACGCGCUGGCACUAAACGAUACUUUACGACAGGCUGACGACCCCAGGGGAGAGUUGGAUGGAGCGGCGGUUAUUCGCAACAUGUGGAAUAGAACGUUUCAAGGUAUAACUGGUGAAGUGAUAAUUAAUGAAAAUGGUGACCGCGUCGCUUCUUAUUCCCUCUUGGAUAUGAACCCGAAAACAAGCAAAUUUGAGGUAGUUGCAACGUACGUAGCCGCGAAUUCAUCUCUACAAUUCGUAGAAAAUCGACCCAUCUACUGGGCGGGAGGAAGGACCACACCCCCUCCAGAUACUCCUAAGUGUGGCUUUGAUGGGUCUCUUUGCCCUGACAACUCUCUUCCUGUGUACGCGAUAUUGAGCAUAGUGCUGAGUUCCUUCGUUGUUAUAUUGGCGAUUCUAUCAGUAUUUAUAUACAGGCAUUACAAACUCGAAGCGGAGAUCGCGAUGAUGACGUGGAGAGUUAGCUGGAGCGAUGUUUUACUUCCCGGAGGUCGGCUGCGCGGCAGCAUACAUUCGUUAGCUCGAAGGUAUAGCUCUGGGACUGCAUAUUCUGAUGAAGCAACUUCACUCGCCGGAGACCGUCAAGUGUAUGCUCCUUGCGGUUUUUACAAAGGCUGCCGAGUGGCUAUCAAGAAAGUUGAUAAACAAAGAAUAGAUUUGACAAGACCUCUCCUACUGGAACUUAAGAAAAUGAAAGACUUAGAACAUGAUCAUCUGGCUAGAUUUUACGGUGCAUGCGUAGAUCCCCCACACUGCUGCCUCCUCACAGAAUAUUGCCCCAAAGGAUCCCUACAAGAUAUUUUGGAAAACGAUACGAUUAAAUUAGACUGGAUGUUCAAAGUUAGCUUAAUGCAUGACAUUGUGAAGGGAAUGCAUUAUCUACACAGCAGUGAUAUACGAUCGCACGGAGCUUUAAAAUCAAGUAACUGCGUCGUGGAUUCUCGCUUUGUGUUGAAGAUAACUGAUUUCGGUCUCAAUGCCCUGAGGACACCUGAGAAAGACACCAAAGCACACAGCUAUUGGACUCGUCUUCUUUGGACAGCACCAGAACUUCUGCGAAUGGUUGAACCACCUCAUGAAGGGACUCAGAAGGGAGAUGUUUAUUCAUUCGGUAUUAUCAUGCAUGAAAUUGUUAACCGACAAGGCGUAUUUUGGCUCGGUCCUGGAAUCGAUUUAUCCCCUAAAGAGAUGAUAGAUGCGAUAAUAUCCAGUGGUCUCCGACCUAAUACGACAUAUAAUAGAUCUUGUGAAGCUGAUGAUGCAACUGAUCUCAUGCGAAGAUGUUGGGCAGAGGACUCGACCGAGAGACCAGAUUUUGGACACUUGAAGGGAGCUAUACGACGCCUCAAUAAAACUCAAGAAAGUAGUAAUAUUUUAGAUAAUUUGCUUUCCCGUAUGGAACAAUAUGCUAAUAAUUUAGAAUCAUUAGUAAGCGAACGUACACAGGAUUAUUUGGAAGAGAAGAAAAAGUGCGAGGAACUGUUGUACCAAUUGUUACCGAAGUCUGUGGCAUCUCAGCUGAUCAAAGGGGAAUCUGUUGUUGCCGAAACCUUCGAACAAGUCACCAUUUACUUUUCUGAUAUCGUUGGAUUUACUGCACUGUCCGCAUCAUCAACGCCCAUGCAAGUCGUAGAUUUGCUUAAUGAUCUGUACACCUGCUUCGAUUCAAUCGUUGAGAACUAUGAUGUGUAUAAGGUGGAAACAAUAGGUGAUGCAUACAUGGUGGUAUCUGGUCUACCAGAGCGUAACGGUACUCGACAUGCUCGUGAAGUGGCUCGCAUGUCUCUUGCGCUGUUGGACGCUGUGCGACGCUUCAAGAUCAGACAUCGGCCGCUUGAUCAGCUAAAACUACGCAUUGGCUUGCACUCUGGACCGUGUGUAGCUGGAGUUGUAGGGCUGAAGAUGCCACGAUAUUGUCUAUUUGGAGACACUGUAAAUACCGCGUCGAGAAUGGAAUCAAAUGGUGAAGCACUAAAAAUUCAUGUAUCACCUACAACGAAAGCAUUACUUGAUAGUUUUGGUACAUUCCGCUUAGAGUGUAGAGGAGAAGUUGCUAUGAAGGGUAAAGGUGUUCUAGUCACAUACUGGUUAUUAGGUGAAAUAAUAGAUCCAAGCGCACCUAAAGAAAAAACACCUUUAGUUAAGUUACAAAGGCAAUCAAUGGAGAGUGGUUCAUUAUCACAUCUCACGCCGUUUAGACAGCGCAUGGAUCCAUCAUCAAGGCCAUCUAGCAGACGUGGUUCAGGUACAUUCCUACAAAAACAAACAGACAUUAGACAAUUGGAGAAAGAAGCUCAACCACUUUUACAAGUUAUUAAAAUGCAAAGACAGCAUUCUGAUCCGACUGAACCAGUUACAAAUGGAGUAAAGGAUGUAGAGGAAGUAGAUAAAUUAAGCGUGACAAAGUCAGUAUCAUUAAAUGUUAACUCACUUAAUCAUAACAAUGUGAAUCAAACUGGACAGCCUAAAGUAAAGCUUAAGGACUGUCAAAUGAAUUCAGUGGGUAAUCAUAAGUUGAACAAAAUGGGUAAUAAUAAUUGGAUACCCAAGCUACCUACAGCGAGUUCCUUUGAUAAUGGCGCUAAAAAAGUAAACGAGUGUCUCAAAGACUACAGUAGUGUACCUCUGUUGUCAAAAGCGGAAAAGCUAAACGAUUCCGUAGUAUGA
Molecule: messenger RNA, 4468 nt
Organism: Melitaea cinxia (Glanville fritillary)
Lineage: Eukaryota; Metazoa; Arthropoda; Insecta; Lepidoptera; Nymphalidae
Gene: Gcy
Product: atrial natriuretic peptide receptor 1
Exons: 19
Coding region: 155-4468 (1437 amino acids)
Biological process (GO): protein phosphorylation; cGMP biosynthetic process; receptor guanylyl cyclase signaling pathway
Cellular component (GO): membrane
Molecular function (GO): peptide receptor activity; protein kinase activity; guanylate cyclase activity
Source: RefSeq, a predicted model, not a curated record